AUGGGCGAUCCCGCACUCAAACCGCCUUUUUCGAGUCUUAACAUUACGGACACUAUCAUUCACACCUUAUCGACUCUACCACGAGACUACUGUAUAUCACGAAAUUAUGUCUAUGAUAUCCCUCUGCCACGGCUGCGGAUCAAUGGACGUCGCCUUGCGCGCCUUGCAACCCAUCGCUAUAUACCCGACCCGGAAAUAGGAUCUCGGUAUCUAUGGAGCAACAGUAUUGGAGGUCUCAUAUUUCGCCAAGACCGUUCUGAUCCUAUAGAAGUUCCUCUCACGUUCCUAUCCCGACAGGUGACCGACGUCGAGAUACUGGACUGUAUACCGCAGCUGGAUGACUUCUUUCCUCGGGAUAAGCUCGCCUGUCGAAGGGUUGCUGCACGAGGGGACGACCCGCCUUUUGAGCUUUGGUACCACAAGAACGGAACGCAGCUAGGCAUUUCUGCGAAUUACAUGAUUGCCAGCCUUACCAGUUCUCUUGAGCCACGGAAAAUAUGGUACGGCCCAGUCAUUGCUUUGAUACUCCUGAGAGAUCCAUUUGGGAUGAAGUACACAAAUUUCGAAUGGCGUCACUUGGACGUUUUCAGAAGAUUUUUCAUGAGUUGUCCCGGUCCCUCAUUCGUUUCUUAA
Messenger RNA from Guyanagaster necrorhizus, 633 nucleotides. RefSeq lists its product as uncharacterized. Bases 1 to 633 code for a protein of 210 amino acids. NCBI's taxonomy places the organism in Eukaryota, Fungi, Basidiomycota, Agaricomycetes, Agaricales, Physalacriaceae. The transcript has 3 exons. The record is from RefSeq and is a predicted model, not a curated record.